This is a messenger RNA of Closterium sp. Naga37s-1, 831 nucleotides long. NCBI's taxonomy places the organism in Eukaryota, Viridiplantae, Streptophyta, Zygnematophyceae, Desmidiales, Closteriaceae. The record is from the annotation of a GenBank genome assembly.
AUGCAGCGAGAGGGGACCAGUGAAUCGUUGGUGGAGCUUCGUGUGGAGCUGAAGCAGGGGGAGGAAGUGUACAGUGUGGAAGAGCGGUUGAGAGCGGUGGUGGGGAUGAGUGUGGCGACCAGGCUGCAAGUAUUGGAGGGCCUUUGGAAUCAUAUAAAGGCCAACAAGCUGCAGGAUCCCUCAGACCCUUCUUCCUUCACCUGCGAUGCUACCCUCCAAGCGCUCUUCAAACAGGACAAGCUCAAAAUCUCCUCCCUCCCCAUCCACAUUUCCCCAUUCCUCUCUCCUCCACCGCCUCUCACCAUCACCCACCGCAUCUCCCUCGCCACCUCCCCCACACACUCCGACACACUCGCUUCAUUAGAUCCCUCCUUUCAUCCACUGGGGCCACCUACCACCCUCCCUUCAUAUGAGACCCUGCCCCCUGUUUCGGCUGACACCUUCGUGGAUGUGACUGUAACAGAAGCUCCUGCCCUCGCGGCCGAAACAGCCCGUGUGAUUGCAGCGAUGGGUCAGCAGCCGGAGAUAGACGCGAUCGAUGCAGCCAUGGCAAAAGAUGCGGAGCUUUUAGCUAAGCAUCGGCGGCGAUGCGCAUUCUUUCUAGCGUUUUCGCACUCUCCUGGGGAGUUUAUCAGGGACUUGAUGGGUUCGCAGCAGAGGGAUUUGGAUCAGAUGCAGCAGGGGGGAGUGGAAGGUGCUGGGAGUGCACAUGCAUUUGGUCCUGAGACUGCUGACCAAGAUGCAGAGUUUUAUGCUCUACCAUGGGUGGAUGAUGCCCUCCUGAGGUACUUGAAUCGCCAUUCUAUGGGUACUGAUGGCCUUGCAUUGUAA